ACUCCUAACCUAUCCUUUCUCUUCUCAAGGUUGUUUUGAUUCUUGUGGAAUAAUAAUUAAAAUUAGGCAUAAAAUAUAGAUUUAUGAAAUGUAAUUUGCCGAAAUUUUUAUGUUAUCUCAAUAUUUGAAAAUUUUAGAUGAAAACAACCAAUUAUUCACCUUACAAUCAUUGAAUUUUCAAUCACCACAAAGAUUUAGAAUCCGUCCAUUAUUUUUGGCGGCAUCUCCUUAUUUUGAAUUUGAAAUCAAAACAAGAAAAUGCAACGGAGAUCCACCAGGUCAAUGAAAAAAAAUGCUUCCCCAGCCAGAGAGUUAGAAUCUUCCAAACCUAUUAAAUCUACACAGUCAACAAGAAAGAGCAACUUAUGUGAUGCAGAUUCUGAAAGCAAUGAUAGUGAUCAAGACUUUGUAGUAAAAAAACCAGACAAAACAUCUAAGAAAAAAAGGAGAAAAAUCACAGACUCCUCAUCUAGUGAAAGUGAUAUAGAAAACUACCUCAAACCUGCCGAUGAGAUUGAUUUGAAUUCCUCAUUCUUCAAAAGUAGCAAAUGUAAAGAUGAUAUUCCCUCAUUUGAUCAGAUCGAAAAAGACAUAUUUUCGAAUAUUAAAGUUACAAGAUUAUCAGAUUCUGAUUCAUCUGAAGAUGAAGAAACUAAAAAUUUUGAGAAAAAAAGUGUUAUUCCCAAAAUAUCUCUAAAUGAUGAACCUACUGAAGAAAAUACAGAAAAUCUUCAAUCAAUGAAAGAAGGAGAUGAAAUUGCACUAUUGAAUUUUCAACAAUUAGAUGAUUAUAGAAAGAAAAUUGAAGAAGCGAAGAAAAGUGUUGAACAAUACCAAGCUAAACAGUUGCUUGAAAAUAUUGAAAAAGAGGAAAAGCAAGAGGAAAAAAUUAAUAUUGAAGAUUUAUUAGCUAUAGGGGAAACAAAGAAAACUAAAGAUGAAUCGGAAAAGGAACAUAGUGCUUCAUCUUCUGUUGUCAAUGUUGGAAAAGAUCCGUAUUCGGAUUCGGAACAAGAAGAUUGGGAAGAAAUUGGAGAUAACCGAACAAAGGAAGAGGAAUCUCUGAUUCCCAAAAAGGAAUUAGAGAUAACAGUAGAAAUGCCAUCCAAUAUGAAGAAGAAGAAAGGUAAUGAUCUGUUAGCAGUUAUUAAACGUCGCUUGAAUAGAAUAAGAAAGGAAAAUCAACUUCUUAUUCAUAAGGUUCAUUUACUUUGUUGGAUAGCUCAUGGAAAUUAUGUAAAUAACAUUCUUAACGAUCAGAGCAUGUUGUCUCUUGGUUUGUCGCUAAUGCCAUCCGAAAAGAGUUUUCCUUCCGGAAGAAUAGAUUUGAAUUACUUAGAACAAAUUCUUAAAUGGUUUAAAAAAACAGUUAAACUUGCUGAAAGGGUUCCACCAAAAAAUAUGUCCCUGGAAAAUUUAUUGAUCGAGCAGAUUUCUAAAAAAGAAGCUUAUUCCAAAAGUAUGCUUGCAAUGAUAUUCAUUACUAUUUUGAGAUCUCUGGGAAUACAGUGUAGGCUAGUAUUUUCACUUCAAGUUGAACCUAUACGACCUCCUAGCAGUGAUUUACAUUUUUUGGGAAAUCCUUCAGAUUCAAAAGAUAAAGGACAAAGCAAAGAUAAAAUUACAAAAGAAAUAGUAGAAAAAAAAGUGAAAGCUCUAGAAGCUGAGAGUAAUGCAAAAUCUCCUAUAAAAAAAAUAAAUUUGGAAAAACUAAGAACUGAUAGUAAGACUUCAGAAGACAAAAAAAAAGAACCUUCUACAGUCAAAGAUUUUAAUUCAAAGAAAGAACGUCCUGAUGGUUCAAAAAAAAGCCGUGUGUCAUCAAUAGAUAACAAAGUUAAAAGUAAAACAUCAAAAGAUAACACAAAAGAAACCAGUGAAUAUUUCAAAGAAUCUGAAAAAAAAGAAAGUGGAAAAGGUAGGGUACAAAAUAAUAAGAAGAAAGAUAAAGAGGAAACAGAAAAAACCAGUAAAGAAGCGGAUUCAAAAAGAAAAAGCAUUAAACAAGAGGAGAAGGAAAGCAAAGCUUCAAAAUCAAGCUCAGAUAAAAAUACAAGUCGAAAAAGUGGUAGCAGACAGAGUUCAAUGAAAAAUGAAAAUAGCAAAUCAGAUAAUAAGAAUCAGAAAUCAGAAAGCAAAACUAAAACUUCGGAAAAAAAAGAUUCGAAAGAGAAAAACAAGGAAACGAAAGAUAAAGAAAAAACUAAGGAAACAGGAUCUAAAAGGGUUACCCGAUCAAAAUCAAAGAGCCCUGCAUUUGAUUCAUCCCAAAAUGUUAGAUCUAAAAGUACAUCUACUCUAACUGUAAAGUUAGAAAGAAUAGAUGAAAACCAUAGUGAACUGCCUUCAAAAAGGUCAUCUUCUAGUACAGAUAUCUCAAGGAGAAAAAAAAUUCCACAGUUGGAUGGUAUGGAUGAUUCUGCAGAAUUUAAAGGCUUUGAUGAGUUGCAGAAAAAAAAGAAAACAACAGAUAACCAAUCUUUCGAAAAAAUCUAUUCUCAGUUAUAUAAAGAGGUUUCAAGUGAGACUUCUUCAUCGAAAGUGAAUCUCAAAAAACUGAAAUCAACCUCAAAUUCUGACGAUGAUGAUUGCAUCUCAAGAAAACAUAGGAGAAGCGUGAAAAAACCGUCUUACAAAGAGAAAAACAGCUCAGAUUCUGAAAAUGAUUUUGAAGAAACUCCACCAAAAAAAAGCAGAGUUUCAGAAGAAGCAGCAGCAAAUAAGAAUAAAAAGCAAAACUCUGAUAAAAAAAGGAAUGUGAAUCUGCAGAAACUAAAGGCUCGAAAAUCUAUUAAAGUUGAAAAAACAGAGAAAAAAUCCCCACAAAAAACAAUUGAUGUUAGACAAGACAUAAUGAAUAUAAUAAAAAGAGGAAUAGCUGAACAGAAAGAUAACGAUAGAAGCAAAUUGGUGAAGAAAAGAAAACCAAAACACGUGUCGGAUGAAGAAGACAGCGAUUAUGCACCAGAUCCGAUAAAGAAAAAAUAUCAUGAUAGCGAUGAUGAAUUUUAUCCCAAAAUGAAGGUUAAAAAAAGGGUACAAGUUAAAGAAGAAGUGAAGAAAAUAAAGAAGAAAAAACCUAAGGAUUCAAAUAGCAGAAAAGUGAUAUCAAGCGAUAGUGAAUAUACAGAAGAAGAAAUAGUUGUAAAAAAAGAGAAAGAAGAAACUGUUAAAAAAAAGAAGGGCAAUGAUACAUGGCUGGAAGUGUUUCUAGAAAUGGAAGAGAAGUGGAUCAGUGUGGAUGUGGUUUUUGGUCAGGCGCAUUGUGUUAAUGAACUUUAUUCUAGAGCAUCCCAUCCAGUUUCAUACGUUUUAGCAUGGAACAACAAUAAUCACAUAAAGGACAUAACCAGAAGAUACUGCCAGAAUUUCAAUACAGUUACAAGGAAGCUGAGAAUAGACGCAAAAUGGUGGGAGGCAUCUUUGAAAACAUUUCUGGGCCCCAAAAAUGCCAGGGAUCGAGAGGAAGAUGAUGAAUUAGAUAGACAACAACAGGAGAAACCACUGCCUACUACCAUAUCAGAAUAUAAAAAUCAUCCUCUUUACGCACUUGAGAGGCAUCUAUUGAAGUUCGAAGCAAUAUACCCACCUAAUGCUGCUCCUUUAGGUUAUGUCAGGAACGAACCUGUGUAUUCGAGGGAUUGCGUAUUCGUUUGUCACUCGAGAGAUAUUUGGUUGAAAGAGGCCAAAGUUGUCAAGCGCAAAGAAAAGCCUUACAAGAUUGUGAAAGCGAGGCCUAAAUAUGACAAGCUGUCGAAUACCAUGAUAACGGACCAACUCCUGGAAAUUUUCGGUCCGUGGCAGGUUGAGGAUUACGAUCCACCAACGGCAGAGAAUGGCAUGGUUCCUAGAAACGCCUUCGGAAACGUGGACCUCUUCAAACCAUCCAUGCUGCCCAAGAAAUGCGUCCAUCUCAGGUUGCCCGCUUUGAACAGAACUGCCAAACGAUUGAAUAUAGAUUGCGCCUCCGCCAUAAUAGGUUUCGACUUUCACGGCGGCUGGAGUCAUCCUGUUUACGAUGGAUUCGUUGUUUGCGAGGAAUAUGAAGAUGAGCUUGUUGCUGCCUGGAAUAUGGAACAAGAGGAGCAAGAGAAGAAAGAGCAGGAAAAGUACGAGAAGAGAGUUUACGGCAAUUGGAAAAAGUUGAUCAGAGGUUUGAUGAUACGGGAAAGGCUGAAGGCAAAAUAUGGAUUUGGACAGAACGAGAAGGGGGAAGAAGAACCUGAAAGUUCUGGCGAACCGAAAGAAAAGAAAAUGAAAACAGUGAAGAAAAAUCGUAGGUUGAUCAGCGAUUCUUCUGACGAUGAAUAAUACAACAAAUAAUAGUUUAUAAGAAGCAAAGAGUCUCAUAAGUAACUUAAGUAUCUGUUAAGUAUUCUUAAGAAUCUCUUUUUUAUCGAUUCAUUGUUGAAUUUUGUAUAAUGGAUAAGUCGUUAGAAAAUAUCUUUUUUAUGUUAAACAUUUAUCCAUAUUUUACCGAUGGAUAAAUUUGUAAUUAGUUGUGUUUAUCUUUUUUAUUUUUUUUUAUUGUCUUAAGUUUUGAAACUGUUAGAAUUAUAUACAUUGCUAUUUCUUAUCUUGAACAAUUCGAUUUUCGUUGUUUGAUAAAA
This is a messenger RNA of Harmonia axyridis, 4610 nucleotides long. It is a transcript of the gene Xpc, whose product is annotated as DNA repair protein complementing XP-C cells homolog. The transcript is spliced from 11 exons. Gene Ontology annotation, cellular component: nucleotide-excision repair factor 2 complex; nucleus; cytoplasm. Gene Ontology annotation, biological process: nucleotide-excision repair; mismatch repair. The record is from RefSeq and is a predicted model, not a curated record. NCBI's taxonomy places the organism in Eukaryota, Metazoa, Arthropoda, Insecta, Coleoptera, Coccinellidae. Bases 259 to 4311 code for a protein of 1350 amino acids. Gene Ontology annotation, molecular function: damaged DNA binding; single-stranded DNA binding.